This is a messenger RNA of Lucilia cuprina (Australian sheep blowfly), 568 nucleotides long. RefSeq lists its product as uncharacterized. The record is from RefSeq and is a predicted model, not a curated record. Bases 122 to 457 code for a protein of 111 amino acids. The transcript has 2 exons. Lineage: Eukaryota; Metazoa; Arthropoda; Insecta; Diptera; Calliphoridae.
AUACAAAAAGAAAACAAAACAAUUUAGUACUAAUUUAUUUGUUAAACUGUAAAGUUCAUUCAUAGAUUUGUAGGAAACGGGUUUGCUGUUUAAUCAAAUUUACAUAUAAUAGAUAAAAACCAUGUCAAAUUUAUUGAAAUUAUUAAUAUGUAGUGCUUUUUUUGUAUCAUGCAUUUAUGGCUUUCCCGAUUCCCGAAAUCCCAAUGCUGAAUAUGAGUUAAUAAAUCCCAAAAAUCCUGAACCACCCACUAAGCCUUUGAUUGUACCUAUAACUACUCCUCCUAAUAUUGUUAUCAAUACACCACCUCCACCACCAGCAGAUUCUAAAACUUUCGCUUAUGAUCCUGUCUCGAAAACUUGGACAAAAGUUAAAGAAACCGAUCCCCAGCCAGCGGAGGGUAGUCUAUUAUGGAAUCAAAACAAUGAUAAAUGGUUGACAAUGGUUGCUCGCUAUUAAUUAAGGAACUGUAGCUUUAGUUAUGACGUUUAACAAGUUGAGAUUUUAUAUUAAGUUAUAGUUUUAAGUAAUAUUAUAAAUUUAUGCAUAUAUUAAAGUGAAUUAAACCGU